Molecule: messenger RNA, 3865 nt
Organism: Protopterus annectens (West African lungfish)
Lineage: Eukaryota; Metazoa; Chordata; Ceratodontiformes; Protopteridae
Product: flocculation protein FLO11-like
Exons: 7
Coding region: 99-3458 (1119 amino acids)
Biological process (GO): cell-cell signaling; intein-mediated protein splicing; multicellular organism development
Source: RefSeq, a predicted model, not a curated record
AUAAAAGGCACAUGAGGCUUCCUUUUUCUCUUCACACAAAACUGUGCAGUCAUUUCUAACGUAACUUAAUUAAAAAUUGUCUGCAGGCUCAGAUAAUAAUGGAAAAAAGAAUUGUCUGUCAGCUUCUUAUCUGUCUGUUGUGUAUUGUGAUCCCAGUUCAACCAGCCGAGUCACGAAAAUGUUCUUCUUCAAAAUCACAAUUUUGUUGCAAUGUUAGAUGCAGGCCAACUAGAGAGAGGUGUCACUGUGACAAGAUCUGUUUUAAGUUUGGAGACUGUUGUUUCGACUAUGAAGAAAUAUGUCGAAAAGUGAAAUUAACAACACAGACAACAACAACAACAUCAACUAAAGAAACAAAAACUACAGCAGUGUCACCUGCAGCAGUGACAGCCUCCGAACAAAUAACUGCAACUACAACAUCUACAACAAACAAAAUAACUUCAGGAACAACACUGACAAGUCAAGGAUCAAUACUAACCAAUACACCUGAAGCACCAAACCCAGCAAACACAAAUGAGCAAACUAGAGAUAAAACAACAGUUCCAACUCAGGAAUCAACAACCAUGCUGACCACAGGGCAAUCAAUACUUUCAACACCUAUAGUACAAAAAACAACAUUGACAAUAAAGGAACAAUCAGAAAGUAAUACAUUGUCGUCAUCACAAACACCUCAGCAGGAAAGCACAAAAGAGAUAACAGGAGGAACAGAAAUAAGCAAUACUGGUACCAAAGAAAAAUCUCAGACAACAUCCGAACAAACAGAAGACACAACACAAAUUACUUCUUUACGAAGUUCAAAUAGUCCAGCAACAUUAGUAAGCAUUACUUCUCUUAAAACUGUAAGUACAGAAUUACUGCUAGAAACUGCUUCUGCUAAAAGUAUCAUUGAGACCACACAACUUCCAGUCAUCUCUUCCACAGGAGCUGUAACAGAAAAACAAAAUCUGGAAACUACUUCUGUAGUAGUGCUGACUCAGACACCAUCAGAAGUAUCUAUAGAAAUUACAACAGAGACAAGAAGUGCAAGCACAGUAACGUCAUCAGAAUUAUUGACACAAAGAAUAACCGAGGCACCGCCAGGUGAUACAACAUCCUUAGAACAGAUGACUAAGACAGAAACUCCAGGAACGGAGGAAUCAGCUACUGCAACUGCUACAGAAGUAACACCAGCAGAAAGUGCAGCUGUUUCAGUAACAUCAAAUAUACUGUCAACUGGAAGUCCAGAAGAGACGCAACCACCAAUUACUGCAUAUGUAGAAACUGCAGCUAAAACAUCACUAGCUCAAGAAACUUCAGCUGAGGCAACUACAUCAUCAAAAACAGCUGAGAUAACUGUGCCUCCAGGAAGAGUUUCUACAGAAACUGCAACAAUUCCACAACCAGGAGCAUAUACUGAAAAUACAGAAGAAACUUCACUUCCACAAUCGCAAGUCACCUCUACAGAAAAUACAUUUAACCAGGAAACUUCAGAAUUACCAGACUCUUCUCAACCAUCUACUGCAGUCAUAAGAGAAACAUUACUUCCAGUAAAUACAGAACCCAUGACAGCAUCAGCAAACACAGCUUCAGUAGAAACUCCAACCGUAACAGUAGCGCCAUUAACUACAUCAAUAGAAAGUACAGGGGAGACAGAAAACACAGCUGGGACACCUGCACCAACAGAAACAUCUUCAAAAACCACAGCUAUAAGUUCACAAACAGAUGUAACUGUUACAAUUACAGCCGAAACAUCACUACCACAGACUGAAGCAUCAUCUACAGAAAGUACAACUGCACUCCAAACUACAGAAUUGCCAGACUCUUCUCAACUAUCUACUGCAAUCAGAAGAGAAACAUUACUUCCAGUAAAUACAGAACCCAUGACAGCAUCAGCAAACACAGCUUCAGUAGAAACUCCAACCGUAACAGUAGCGUCAUUAGCUACAUCAGUAGAAAGUACAGGGGAGACAGAAAACACAGCUGGGACAACUGCACCAACAGAAACAUCUUCAAAAACCACAGCUAUAAGUUCACAGACAGAUGUAACUGUUACAAUUACAGCCGAAACAUCACUACCACAGACUGAAGCAUCAUCUACAGAAAGUACAACUGCACUCCAAACUACAGAAUUGCCAGACUCUUCUCAACCAUCUACUGCAAUCAGAAGAGAAACAUUACUUCCAGUAAAUACAGAACCCAUGACAGCAUCAGCAAACACAGCUUCAGUAGAAACUCCAACCGUAACAGUAGCGCCAUUAACUACAUCAAUAGAAAGUACAGGGGAGACAGAAAACACAGCUGGGACAACUGCACCAACAGAAACAUCUUCAAAAACCACAGCUAUAAGUUCACAGACAGAUGUAACUGUUACAAUUACAGCCGAAACAUCACUACCACAGACUGAAGCAUCAUCUACAGAAAGUACAACUGCACUCCAAACUACAGGAUUAUUGGUGUCUUCUCCACCUCAGUCAUCAUCUUUAUCUGACAGUCAGCAUACAAGCAAAACCCAACCUGAAACUGAAAACAGAAUCUCUACAGCUCAAGCAACAACUGUGGCUGACACGGAAACCACAACAGCAGUGAUAGUCAGAACUGAGAUUCCACCUACAACUAGACAGGUAACAGAGAAAAGUACGGCUAUUACUGCAACUAUAUCCACCCCUACAAUACUUACUACUACAAUUACAGCACCUCCUGCAAUGACAACCACAGCUAUACCUUCAACUACAGUUAGAACCACAACUACAACCACGACAACAACAACAACAACAACAACUACUACUACUACCACUACCACUACCACUACCACUACUACUACUGCUCCUAGUGGUGGUGGUGGAGGUGGAGGUGGUUGUUUUUUCGGAAACUCUACAGUGCAACUUGAGGAUGGCUCAGUCAAGCUAAUCAAAGAUGUGAGAAUCAAAGACAGAGUUCUGGCAGUAGAUAGACAAGGACAACUAAUGUUCAGUGAAGUCAUUUUGUUACUGGAUAUACUUCCAGAUUAUUUUGGUGAAUUUGUUAUCAUUGAAGCAGGUGGCAAGCGGCUGCACCUUACACCAAGUCACCUUGUGUUUAUUGCCGAUGCUAGUAAUCCUUUGUCAUUUGAUUUAAAAUCUGUUUUUGCUGGUCAGGUUAAAGAAGGACAGUUUGUGUAUGUUGCAGAGCCUGGCAACAGAGAGGUAGAGCCUGUUACAGUUGAGAAGGUUUACAGAACUCUGGACCAUGGGGCCUAUGCCCCCCUUACAGAAGAGGGGACAAUUGUUGUAGACAACAUUCUGGCAUCCUGCUAUGCAGUGUAUAACAAUCCCACUGUUGCACACUGGUCUUUUGGUCCUUAUAGGUGGUUAAACAAGGUGAAUAACCUUUUAGAGUACUUCACUCCAGCCUAUCUGUCUCCAAGACAGGACACAGUAUACGGAAUGGCAUGGUAUCCUCAUAUACUUUAUCAAGUUGCUUCAUUUCUUCAUCUUUUCUAGACAAACUGCAUACCAAAAUGAGAAAAUUUUUGUUUUGAAUGAAUGUAUUUCUCAAUAAAUGUUGUUCCCAUCAGCAUCAUCCUUUGGACAUUUUAAUUCUCCUACUUGCAGUGCCAACUUUUAUCUUCUACAGGCACUUUUAAGACCUCUUUCUUCUGACGACAUCAUAGAGUAAACCAUACUUAGCAUAUGUUUUGAAUACAGGUUGUUGACUAUGCUUGUAGUGGUCUGUAGACAAACUACUUAGUACUUAUCUGUGAACUUUGGUACUGAGAAGGAAACUUUAAGGUGCUCACAUUACAUUCAAGUUGUUCAGACAGGUCCUGUUUGGAGUGACACUGCAUUAAAAUACUGGAUUUUGAAAAUGAAAUAUUGUGCAUUUUUCUGAAUAAAUCUUAGGUAAAUCA